This is a messenger RNA of Cricetulus griseus (Chinese hamster), 1986 nucleotides long. Lineage: Eukaryota; Metazoa; Chordata; Mammalia; Rodentia; Cricetidae. The record is from RefSeq and is a predicted model, not a curated record.
AUGCCAGGCACAAAACGAUAUCAGCAUGUGAUCGAGACCCCUGAGCCUGGCGAGUGGGAGUUGUCAGGAUAUGAAGCAGCUGUGCCAAUCACAGAGAAGUCCAACCCACUGACCCAGAACUUGGACAAAGCAGAUGCAGAGAAAAUUGUUCAACUGUUGGGGCAGUGUGAUGCUGAGAUCUUCCAGGAGGAGGGGCAGAUCAUGCCCACCUAUCAGCGACUGUACAGCGAGUCAGUUCUGACCACCAUGCUGCAAGUGGCUGGGAAAGUCCAGGAGGUCUUGAAGGAGCCUGAUGGAGGCCUGGUAGUGCUGAGUGGGGGAGGAACCUCUGGCCGGAUGGCAUUCCUCAUGGCUGUCUCUUUUAACCAGUUGAUGAAAGGUCUAGGACAAAAGCCUCUUUACACAUACCUCAUUGCAGGGGGUGACAGGUCUGUUGUGGCCUCCAGGGAACAGACAGAAGACAGUGCCCUGCAUGGGGUCGAGGAGUUGAAGAAGGUGGCUGCUGGGAAGAAGAGAGUCAUUGUCAUCGGCAUUUCUGUGGGACUCUCUGCACCCUUUGUGGCAGGGCAGAUGGACUACUGUAUGGAUAACACAGCUGUCUUUUUGCCAGUCCUGGUUGGCUUCAAUCCGGUGAGCAUGGCCAGAAAUGAUCCUAUUGAAGACUGGAGAUCAACAUUCCGGCAAGUGGCAGAGCGGAUGCAGAAGAUGCAAGAGAGACAGGAAGCUUUUGUACUCAAUCCUGCUGUUGGGCCAGAGGGGCUCAGCGGCUCUUCCCGAAUGAAAGGUGGAAGUGCCACCAAGAUUCUGCUGGAAACCCUGCUACUAGUGGCCCAUAAGACUGUGGACCAGGGUGUUGUGGCCUCUCAAAGAUGCCUUCUGGAAAUCCUGAGGACAUUUGAGCGUGCUCAUCAGGUGACCUACAGUCAAAGUUCCAAAAUUGCUACCCUGAUGAAACAAGUCAGCACCAGCCUGGAGAAGAAAGGCCGAGUAUACUUGGUUGGCUGGCAGACCCUUGGCAUCAUUGCCAUCAUGGAUGGAGUGGAGUGUAUCCACACCUUUGGUGCUGAUUCCCAAGAUGUCCGUGGCUUUCUCAUUGGUGAUCACAAUGACAUGUUUAACCAGAAGGCAGAGCUCACCAACCAGGGUCCCCAGUUCACCUUCUCCCAGGAUGAUUUCCUGACUUCCAUCCUGCCAUCCCUUGUGGAAAUUGACACUGUGGUCUUUGUUUUCACCCUGGACGAUAACCUCACAGAGGUCCAGGCACUGGUGGAGCAGGUGAGAAAGAAGACCACAAGCAUCCAAGCCCUUGUCCACAGCACUGUGGGGCAGUCCUUGCCAGCCCCUCUAAAGAGACUCUUUCCCUCCAUCAUCAGCAUCACAUGGCCGCUUCUGUUCUUUGAAUAUGAAGGGAGCUACGUCCAGAAGUUCCAGCGUGAACUAAGCACCAAGUGGGUGUUAAAUACAGUGAGUUCCGGGGCCUACGUGCUGCUGGGGAAGAUCCUACAGAACCACCUGCUGGACCUCCGCAUUGCCAAUUCCAAGCUCUUUUGGAGGGCACUGGCCAUGCUGCAGCGCUUUUCUGGACAGUCUAAGGCUCGCUGCAUUGAGAGCCUCCUCCAAGCCAUCCAUUUCCCUCAAUCCCUGUCUGAUGAUGUCCGGGCUGCUCCCAUCUCCCACCAUGUCCAGGUUGCCCACGAGAAGGAGAAGGUGAUCCCCACAGCCUUGCUGAGCCUGCUACUCCGGCGCCCCAUCGCGGAGGCUAAGGCGCGCCUGGCUGCAGCUCCUUCCGUCUGUGAAGUUGUCAGGAGCGCCCUCUCUGGGCCGGGUCAGAAGCGCACCACCUCGGAGACCCUACAGCCUGGAGUGCAGUGAACUGAUGUUUCUGGGACCAUGAAGGGACAGAGCCUGGGUCCAGUCCCAAGACGACUUGUGCCAGCAAUGCACGUGGUGGUGGGACAAACCUAAUUUGGGGGCGGGGGCACUAAC